This is a messenger RNA of Contarinia nasturtii (swede midge), 1665 nucleotides long. It is a transcript of the gene CysRS-m, whose product is annotated as probable cysteine--tRNA ligase, mitochondrial. NCBI's taxonomy places the organism in Eukaryota, Metazoa, Arthropoda, Insecta, Diptera, Cecidomyiidae. Bases 1 to 1665 code for a protein of 554 amino acids. The transcript has 2 exons. Gene Ontology annotation, biological process: cysteinyl-tRNA aminoacylation. The record is from RefSeq and is a predicted model, not a curated record. Gene Ontology annotation, cellular component: cytoplasm. Gene Ontology annotation, molecular function: cysteine-tRNA ligase activity; ATP binding.
AUGACGUUUUUGAGAUUCUUACGUUUGAGCCACAUAAAAAGCAGAAUAAAUGGCAACAAUAAAGUCGCAAUCGUUCGUCGAUUUUGCACGACUGUCCAAAGUGAAUGGGAAAGGCCAGAGAAUGGCUUUGAUACGGGUAUCAAUAUUUAUAAUUGUGUGCAUCGAGACGAUGUACCAUUUAUAGUUCGUGAUGCAAAGUGUGUGACUUGGUAUACAUGCGGUCCGACUGUUUACGAUGAUGCACAUAUUGGCCAUGCCGUUUGUUAUAUGAAAUGUGACAUUAUUCAGCGUAUUUUACGUAAUCAUUUCCAUUUAAAUCUAAUAACAGCAAUGAACAUAACUGAUAUUGAUGAUAAAAUCAUUGCGCGCAGUUCCAGUUUGAAUGUGCCGUUUCAAGAAUUGGCCAAAAAGUACGAACAAGACUUUUGGCAAGAUAUGGAUGCGUUAAACAUUCAACGAGCUGACCUUAUCUUACGCGUUUCCGAAUGGAUGCCCCAAAUUAUUUCAUUUAUUGAUCAAUUAUUGGCAAAAAAUUGUGCUUACGUUGCAUCCGAUGGUUCAGUGUAUUUUAACAAUCCAAGAGCCAAUGGUAAAUUACGAAAUUUACUUGGUCCAAAUGAUCAACAAAACGAACUCACAAAUAAAUUAUUGGUGCGUAAAUCGAUUAAAGACUAUGCAUUGUGGAAGGCUGCCAAAGCAGGUGAACCACAUUGGAAUGUACCGUGGACGUAUGAAAACGAUCCAAAUGUAUUGACAAUCGGACGACCUGGUUGGCAUACAGAAUGCGCCGCAAUGGCAACCGAAAUUUUUGGCAACACCAUUGAUUUGCAUGCCGGUGGAAUUGAUUUGAUGUUUCCGCAUCACGAAAAUGAAGAGUCACAAUGUUGUUCGUAUCACGAACGAAAACAGUGGGUCAACUAUUGGUUGCACAUAGGACAUUUGGUUACCAGCGAUAAUAUAAAAAUGUCAAAAUCAUUAAAAAAUGUGAUCACAAUAAAAGAAUUUCUAAAACAUUACUCGAGCGAUCAAUUACGAAUGGCAUGUUUGUUGACGAAUUAUCGUACACAUGUUGAAUUUAGCGAUGAACUUUUACUAGAUGCCGGCAACACGUUGAAGCGUUUUGUUUCGUUUUUCGACGAUACACAACGAUUUUUAAAACACAGCACCACACUUCAGCGACGCAUUUCAAAUCGCAACGAAAUUUCAACAUGUAUUCUUGAUUUAAUGGAAUUGGUUGGCGCUAUCAAUAAAGCAAUCAAUCCAAUGCAACAAUUACAAGAGUGUUCACAACCAAAUUCAGAUGGAAAUGGAUCUGAUUUGAUAAAAUGUGGCCAACAUAUGGUCAAAGAUUUUCUGACGAUGGUUGGCUUAAAAAAUGUUAUACCCAAAGUAUUCGAACAUCAUGAAAAUGUAUUGCAGUGUAAAAGCGAUGAAAAUACGAGCGGAAAUAAGUUUGUCGCCGAAAAUCUAAUAAACGAUAUCUUGAUAUACCGAACGAAUUUAUUGAGCGACGCCAAAGCGAACAAAGAUAAAAGUUUGUUCGCAAUAUGCGAUCAAUUAAGAUCGAUUUAUCGAAAAAACGGGUUAAUAGUCAAAGACCAUGGUACCGAAUCCACUUGGCAAUUUGAAAAUGUUACAACACGAAAAAACCAUUCGAAUAAAUAA